Molecule: messenger RNA, 2271 nt
Organism: Tachysurus fulvidraco (yellow catfish)
Lineage: Eukaryota; Metazoa; Chordata; Actinopteri; Siluriformes; Bagridae
Product: metabotropic glutamate receptor 5-like
Exons: 3
Coding region: 1114-2271 (385 amino acids)
Biological process (GO): G protein-coupled glutamate receptor signaling pathway; regulation of synaptic transmission, glutamatergic; trans-synaptic signaling by endocannabinoid, modulating synaptic transmission
Cellular component (GO): postsynaptic density membrane
Molecular function (GO): G protein-coupled receptor activity involved in regulation of postsynaptic membrane potential; adenylate cyclase inhibiting G protein-coupled glutamate receptor activity
Source: RefSeq, a predicted model, not a curated record
GUGUGUGUGUGUGUGUGUGCGGGUUCUCAGACGCGCGCGGUGUUUCACACUUCGCGGUUACGCGCGUGGGAGUCGGAGUGGGAGGAUUGUCUCGAGGACUGACUGGCUGCUGGUGCGAGGGACAGAGAUAAGAGAGCGCAGAGCGCAGUAACGGAUCGGACAGCGUGUUUUUGCGCGAGACGUUAAUACCUAAAGCACCGGCUCUCGGUGCUGUGACCGUUUCAUCACCGCAGCAGCAGCAGCUCGUGGGUCCACUGAUCGACAUUACCGAGGACAGCUCGCGCGCCUGUGUGCGUCUGUGUGUGUGGAUAUAUGCCAUGUACACACAACUACAACCGGGCAGCGCGCGACCUUUAACGGAUCAUGGGAAGAAAUUGAGCGUUUGCGAAAGGUUGCCAUAGCGACGAACUCAUGCCCCAGCAUCCAUGGCCUCUCCAGCGAUUUCCGGAACUACUGGAACUAUCACCUGUAUGUGUGUGUGAGUGAGUGUGAAAUGAGCCUGAACAGCAGCAAGCCGCAAGGGUGACACACCUGAGUGACACACACACACACACACACACACACACACACACACACACACACACACUCACAUCUGCUGCUUAAAACCACCUGCCUUAUUGUGUCCUUACAAUGGCUUCUUCCACUCAGCCUCAAGCACACACACUCUUAAUUCACACGGCUGAUACACGCUACAGGGUCUGGAAGCCCGUGUUGUCGAGCUCGUCACGUCCGUCCUCGCUGAGAGGCAGAAAGACAGGAGUAUAGCAGGAGUAUUACUUUUUUUUUUUUUGCUUCUGUCCAUCCUCGGGUCUCUUUUUUUUCUGAAAAUGGCCUGCUCUUUUUAAUCCCCUUCACGUAGAGGUGAAAACAGACGAUUUUUUAGAAUCAGCAGUCCACUUUCUCUGUCGAACCGUAAUCGUUUUUGCAGCUCUCGCUACGACCGAGAGACAAAAAAGAAAGGCCAGAUUUUUUUUUUUUUAACGUUUAUUUUUUGGUGCACUGUUUUUUUUCUCAGAAUGGACGGCAUUGUGCGCGUCCUUGCGCUCGUGACCGGGAAAGUUCCUCAGUUUUGUUAAAGACGAAAUACAAACGCAGAAAGGAGGACGUUUUAAGAUGGCUGCCGCAGUUCUUCCCCUCUUCCUGGUUCUGACGUGUGUCCCGCUCUUCCUGUUGUCCCUUCAGCCAAACGAACGUCGUGUGGUAGCCUACGUGCCUGGUGACUUGAUCAUCGGUGCUCUGUUCUCUGUCCACCACCAGCCAGCGGCAGACCGUGCACAUGAGCGCAAGUGCGGUGCUGUGCGUGAGCAGUACGGCAUCCAGCGUGUUGAGGCCAUGAUGCUGACACUCGACCGCAUCAACGCCGAUCCAGACAUCCUGCCCAACGUCACGCUUGGCUGUGAGAUACGUGACUCCUGUUGGCACUCCGCUGUCGCGCUCGAGCAAAGCAUCGAGUUCAUACGCGACUCGCUCAUUGCCGCCGAGAGCCCCACGGCCUCUCCGCUCAAUCCCGUUUCCGAAGACGCGCCACCCGGGGGCGGAAUUAAAUGUUCCGAAGGCCUGCCCCCGAAGGGAAAGAAGCCAAUCGUUGGCUUGAUUGGACCUGGCUCAAGUUCGGUGGCCAUUCAGGUACAGAACCUGCUGCAGCUGUUCAACAUCCCUCAGAUUGCUUACUCAGCCACCAGCAUGGACCUGAGUGACAAAUCGCUGUAUAAAUACUUCAUGAGGGUCGUGCCAUCUGAUGCGCAGCAGGCCAGAGCCAUGGUGGACAUCGUCAAGCGCUACAACUGGAGUUACGUCUCCACCAUUCACACAGAGGGUAACUAUGGUGAAAGUGGAAUGGCAGCUUUUAAAGAGAUGGCUCUGAAGGAAGGGAUCUGCAUCGCACACUCCGAUAAGAUCUGGAGUAAUGCAGGCGAACAGAGUUUUGACCGUUUGUUGGCGAAGCUGCGCAGCCGUCUGCCCAAGGCCCGUGUGGUGGUGUGUUUUUGUGAGGGCAUGACCGUCCGCGGAAUCCUUAUGGCCAUGAGACGUCAGAACCUCUCUGGGGAGUUCAUGCUCGUUGGCAGGUCUGAGACUGCAAAGCGUCAUCGACAUCUUCAUCAUCAUCCUCAUCGUCAUCCUCAUCCUCAUCUUCAUUAUAUAAUAAUCCUGUGUACAAAACUGAAGGAUGCCUUGAUGCCUGUGUGGUCUCAUAAGACUAUAAAGGUAUGUGUAAGAAUGCGCUUUGAGGCGGGCUUUAAAGGCAGCACCAACACUUCACCAUGUUGCUAG